Molecule: messenger RNA, 1015 nt
Organism: Anoplopoma fimbria (sablefish)
Lineage: Eukaryota; Metazoa; Chordata; Actinopteri; Perciformes; Anoplopomatidae
Product: 39S ribosomal protein L49, mitochondrial-like
Exons: 1
Coding region: 103-636 (177 amino acids)
Biological process (GO): translation
Cellular component (GO): ribosome; mitochondrial large ribosomal subunit
Molecular function (GO): structural constituent of ribosome
Source: RefSeq, a predicted model, not a curated record
GAAAUAGAACCACGUAGGAGGCAAUGUGGUGCAAGACAUCCAGCCUGCCGUAAAGCUGACCGUAGAAGAAGAAGGUGAACUAGAAUUCGCCUGCUACACAAGAUGGCGGCCCGCUACGCCGCUCAGUCCUCUGUGCUCCGCAGGGCGCUGCGAGCUCUCAGCCUUCACACCCGGACACCCGGACCUCCCGCCGCGGCUGCUGGGUUCAGGUUUGUUUGUAACGCUGCUCCACAAGAAGCAACGAGGGUGACGUCAGAAUCUACGGAGGAAUACAAGUUCGUAGAGCGGCUCAUCCCGCCGUCUCGGGUCCCCGCUCCGCCGCAGCACGCCGGUCCCUCCCCGUCUGGCUGGACCCCUCCGGCAGAUGCACCGCCUCCUCUGCCCUACAUGAUCCGCCGCUCCCGCAUGCACAACAUCCCGGUUUACGCCGAUGUGACCCACGGCAGCCGCAGGACAACGCUCGUGCGUAAAGUGGAGGGGGACAUCUGGGCUCUGGAGAAGGACGUGAAGCAAUAUCUGAAGGAGGUGAUGGGGAAGGAGCUCCCCACACAGGUCAACGAGGUCACCAUGACCUUGAAGGUCAAAGGUCACGUCGACAGUGAGCUGAAGGAGUGGUUGGCCAGCAAGGGCUUCUGACUGCGGGGUUAGGCGGCGCUGAGCUUCCAGGACCAUGGCAUCGUCACCGUCCAAGGGGGGUCACACAGCUGUCCAGGUGGAGACGGAGAGGAGCACUCGUGACUCUUUGGGAUCUGCUGGCAGGCCAACACCUGAAACAUUGUCCUACAGCACAUUUAAAGUCAUUUCCACAGCUUUUCACUACUGCUACUAAAUGUAACUCUCCUCAGACACCAGAGAGAUGUUGAAGUUCUGGGAUCAUGGGUUGUUAAACAUACUUGUUGUAAUGACUGUAACAUUACAUAUAAGGGCAUUGCCUACUUCAUUUGUUGUGUUUGCUAUUAAUACUCUGUUAAACCAGACAGAGAAGCAGGGAAAUAUGUCUUGGUUUGCAAAAGAC